This is a messenger RNA of Myiozetetes cayanensis, 967 nucleotides long. It is a transcript of the gene MYL10, whose product is annotated as myosin light chain 10. Gene Ontology annotation, cellular component: cytoplasm; mitochondrion. The transcript has 7 exons. Gene Ontology annotation, molecular function: calcium ion binding. Lineage: Eukaryota; Metazoa; Chordata; Aves; Passeriformes; Tyrannidae. The record is from RefSeq and is a predicted model, not a curated record. The coding region runs from base 35 to 532 and encodes 165 amino acids.
UUGGCAGAGAAGGGGUGGCAGGAGCAGCAGCACCAUGGCUCCCAAAAAGGCAAAGAAGAAGAUAGAAGGUGGUUCCAAUGUGUUCUCUAUGUUUGAACAAACCCAGAUCCAGGAGUUCAAAGAGGCUUUUACCAUCAUGGAUCAGAACAGGGACGGCUUCAUUGACAAAGCAGACUUGAGAGACACGUUUGCUGCUCUAGGUCGUCUGAAUGUCAAGAAUGAAGAGCUUGAAGACAUGGUGAAGGAGGCGCCAGGUCCUAUUAACUUCACUGUCUUCCUUACUAUGUUUGGGGAAAAGCUGAAAGGCACGGACCCAGAAGAAACCAUUCUGAAUGCUUUUAAGAUUUUCGACCCAGAAGGAAAAGGCCGCAUAAAGGCAGACUACAUCAAAGAAAUGCUGAUGACACAGGCAGACCGGUUCAGUCAAGAGGAGAUCAACCAGAUGUUUGCUGCCUUCCCUCCAGAUGUCUCUGGUAACCUUGACUAUAAGAACCUCUGUUAUGUUAUCACCCAUGGUGAGGAGAAGGACUAAGAGCAGAGAGAUGAGCUUCUCCUGUGGUGCUCACCAAGUUAUUUCAUAAUGCCUUUGUGUGCAAGACAAAGGGCUAAACAUCCAGUAUGUGAAGCCAUGUGGUCAUCAGAAGAGAACCAAUAAAACAACUGAAAUUAGAUUAAAGUUAUUUAAUGCUCCUGGUUUUAUGAAAUAUCAAAACACCGAUUUUGUGAGGGUUUUUUUUCCCCCAUCCUUUUUAUUCUCCCUGUCAGUGGUUUGAAAUGGAAUUUUCUUGAUGAACUGGUGCUUUUGUGAUUUAUUGACAAACCUAAUGUUCACCAGAUGGUCCACUGGGCACUGCAGUGUUGCUUAACCUCUUGUCUUUUAUACAUAAGCUCCACGUAUUAAUUGAGAAAUCCUCCAACUUAUUGCACCAGGAAGAAUAUCUGGCAAAUAGAAUUAUGUUCCAUUUCA